GUUUUUACGAGGAGGACCAGUUUUUAGGAUCAACCACUUCACAUAUCGCGGACGCGAAAUAGAGAUCGCUAUUACUGGCUUCGCCUCACUUUAUGCUGCGUUAUUCGUUCAAAUUCAAUAUCAAUUCAAAAUCAUGAAGGGGUCUCUCGUCGUCUUUUUGCAGUUGUUUUUUUCUGAUUAUUCUCCCAAUCAGCUUUCGCCUUUCGCUCGCGGCCAGCUGGCCAGCAGCAUCGAUGCCACGGCGAACAUCCGGAAUUUGGACGCGCUUGAUGAAACCGACGACCCGACGGCGAAACUGCCGGCCAGCGUGAAGGAGCAAGUUCUGAAACUGAAGCAGGAGUUGGGGGACGUCUCGCCCGGGAUGGCGCAGCAGGCCCAGCACCUCAUGGCCAUCAACCCGAAACUGGCGAAGCAAGCGCGGGCACUGAGGGACGACCCGCAGGCCGUACAGCAAAUGAUGAACGAUCCGCAGAUCCAGGCAGUGAUGAAGGACCCCCAGGCACUGCAGAACAUGAUGAACAUGCUGGAAGAAAAUGGCGGUCUCGCGGACCGGUGA
Messenger RNA from Amoebophrya sp. A120, 556 nucleotides. NCBI's taxonomy places the organism in Eukaryota, Dinophyceae, Syndiniales, Amoebophryaceae. The record is from the annotation of a GenBank genome assembly.